Molecule: messenger RNA, 330 nt
Organism: Penicillium argentinense
Lineage: Eukaryota; Fungi; Ascomycota; Eurotiomycetes; Eurotiales; Aspergillaceae
Exons: 1
Coding region: 1-330 (109 amino acids)
Molecular function (GO): monooxygenase activity; iron ion binding; oxidoreductase activity, acting on paired donors, with incorporation or reduction of molecular oxygen
Source: RefSeq, a predicted model, not a curated record
AUGGACUAUCCAGGUAUAAUCCACAUUACAGCUAUUCCUGUGGUGCUCUAUCUCAUCCGUUACUUGUGUGGUCUAUACUGGCGUCUCCAACAUGUUUCAGGUCCAUUCUUUGCGAAGUUCACCAACCUCCAGCGAGUGUGGUGGGUGAAGACCGGACGAGCUCAUGAAUACCACCGUGAAAUGCAUGCCAUGUACGGCCCUGUCGUCCGAUUUGGACCAAACAUGGUCUCUAUCUCAGAUCCUCAAGCCAUCCCGGCCAUCUACCCGAGUAGACCGGGGUUCCCCAAGGUCGGUACCGGCAGCGCCAGAGCCAUUGCCUCCAUUUAUUGA